AGCCCGUGUGGAAGGAAGUCGCUCAGGAAUUGGAGGCACUGGGAGCAGGAAUCGGGGUUGUUCACGCUGGGUACGAGAGGCGGCUCGCCCAUCACUUGGGUGCACACAGCACCCCCUCCCUGCUGGGGCUCAUCAACGGGAAAAUCACCUUCUUCCACAACGCUGUGGUUCGGGAAAACCUUCGGCAGUUUGUGGAGAACCUCCUGCCCGGGAAUCUUGUGGAAAAGAUUACAGAUAAGAACUACAUCCGCUUUCUCUCCAACUGGAAGAAAGAAAACAAGCCCCACGUCCUUCUGUUUGAUCACAUGCCAGUUGUGCCAUUAUUGUACAAGCUGACUGCCUUUGCCUACCGAGAUUACUUGUCCUUUGGUUACGUGUAUGUUGGCCUCCGAGGCACUGAAGAGUUGUCCAGUCAGUACAACAUCAAUGUCUACACUCCCACCAUGAUGAUCUUCAAGGAGAACAUUGACAAGCCCGCUGAUGUUGUACAGGCACGAGAUAUGAAGAAGCAGCUCAUUGAUGACUUCCUUUCCCAGAAUAAGUUCCUCAUGGUGGCCAGGCUCACCAACCAGAGGCUGUUCCAGGAGCUGUGUCCCGUGAAGAAGUCUCACCGUCAGCGGAAGCACUGCGUGGUCCUGCUUACUGGAGAAGGAGAGAAGUUCGCUGAGGCUUAUGAAGCAUUUUUGGCUUUUGCUGUGGCCAACACAAAAGACACACUGAAGUUUGUGCACAUCUACAAUGAUCGGCAGCCGGAAUUUGCGGACGCGUUGCUGAUGGAUGAGGAGAAGUAUCGGGGAAAAUCAGCUGUGGUCAUUUUGGAGAGAAGGAAUAACGCAGGGAAAGUGGUCUAUAAAACCCUGGAGGAGGCCUGGCAAGGCAGCAAAGAGGACAACUUCAUCCUCCUGGAUCUUCUGGACCAGCUGAGGACAGACCCCAACCUCCUCUCUUCAGAGACUGUCCUGGCAGACUUGAACGAUGAGCUUGCUCCCAUGUUCCUUAUCCGAUGGCUCUACUCCACACUGGACUAUAUCUCCGACUGCUGGGAUAGUUUGUUCCACAGUAACUGGCGAGAAAUGAUGCCGCUGCUCUCCUUGCUCUUCUCUGCACUCUUCAUCCUCUUUGGCACUGUUAUUGUUCAGGCUUUCAGCGAUUCGAGCGACACAAGGGACUCUCCUCCCUCGGAGAAAGAAGAAACUGCAGCAAAGACUGAGAAGAAUGAUGCGAGCUUCAGCAAAGAGAGUAACAGCAGGAUUCCCAAAAAGGGCUUUGUGGAGGUGACGGAGCUGACGGACAUCAACUACAACAGUAACUUGGUCCGGCUCAGGCCGGGUCACAUGAACGUGGUCUUGAUCCUGUCCAACUCGACCAAAACUGCCCUCCUUCAGAAGUUUGCUCUGGAGGUCUACACCUUCACAGGGAGCAGCUCUCUUCACUUCUCCUUCCUCAGCCUGGACAAGCACCGGGAGUGGCUGGAAUACCUGCUAGAGUUCGCCCAGGAUGCAGCCCCCAUCCCAAACCAGUACGACAAGCAUUUCCUGGAGCGCGACUACACGGGCUACGUCCUGGCUCUCAACGGCCACAAGAAAUACUUCUGCCUCUUCAAGCCUCACAGAUCGGGGGAUGAGGGGGGGUCACCUGAGGAUUACAAUUCCUCACUCCACGCAGAAGCCAGAGGGAAAUCCUCCUGCAGCCCAGGAUCUAGAUCCAUUAAAACCAAAUUACACAAAUUGUCCUUUUGGAUGGAACGCCUCCUCGAGGGUUCCUUACAGAGGUUCUAUAUCCCCUCGUGGCCAGCACUAGACUGA
This is a messenger RNA of Nestor notabilis (Kea), 1805 nucleotides long. RefSeq names its product DnaJ (Hsp40) homolog, subfamily C, member 16 (gene DNAJC16). The record is from RefSeq and is a predicted model, not a curated record. Bases 306 to 1805 code for a protein of 499 amino acids. Lineage: Eukaryota; Metazoa; Chordata; Aves; Psittaciformes; Psittacidae. The transcript is spliced from 12 exons.